GCCACUUCUCUCAUCUUGAUUCUUCCUAUUCAAAUGUAAACAUCUUACCCUACAAACUCUCAUCUCUAAAUCUGCCAUUAUCAUCAAUUAGCAAGCGACCUCCAUCAUUGAGCUCUUCUGUUGCUAUACCCAAAGACUAUAUACCCCCUUUCAAGACGACAGCUGUAAUUCCCGAGUCAACUGCGCUGUUUAUCACGUCAGUCAACGAGGCCAAUUCGAAGCAAUCCUAUCGGGUAGACCUGGCAGCCAUCGAGACCAAGCUCCUAGUAUUAAGUCAAGACUAUCCUUCGAGGGAUAAGCUUAAUAUUCCAGCAACGUCCCUCAACUGUUUUAAUCGAUAGUCAACACUGACUGCCACUGCCUCUCACUGCCCAUCAAAAUGGCCGACCAUCACGGCUCUACCACUCCUCCACCGCCCACCCGCAUCCGCACUCCGCCAACUCCUCGUCUCGGAUACCAGGACAACUGGGAACCUUUUACUCCUCGCAAAUCUGCACGAAUUUCAUCACGACGAACAAGGUCUCCAUCACCCGGCGCAUCACAUCGUCAAAUUCAAUCACCGCAUACUGCCAAAAAAUCAAGCAAGCAUUUGAGCGCUGCCAUCGCUUCUCCCUUGCCGCAUAAGAAGCGCAUGCCUGCUAGUGAUUUCGUUCGCCGUGCAACAGAAAACAUGCAGGCGGAAACUUCUCGCGAUGGUGCGAGCCGUCGCACUCAUGAGCGAUCUACCUCUUCUGUUGCUGGUGCCACUGGCAUGCUUCCCACACCAUCAAAGACUCCCCAAAAACCACCCACAGAAAAGAAAACCGCACACAUCAAAUCAGUCGCCCGCAACCUUUUUAGUUCCGAUGCCGAUGAAGCGACUUUGACUCCUAGGAAACGAGCUUCCAAGAAGUACACCGGCAUCUCGAUGGAGAGCUUUUCCGUGGAAGAGGUUGAGGAGCCUAUUGAGAUCUUCACCGAUACCCGGGAUCGAGUACCUGUUCGUGACGAGAGCCAAGAGAAUCCUUUCCUUACAUCGGAAAACCCAUUCUUCAGCGAUGCACCGCGACCUGAGACUACUAAACGUCACGACAAGCGCAAGGUCAAGGUUCCUGGAGAAGGCAUCAAGACUGUCGAUGAUCUUGCUGAUCGCAAGGAUGGCAUGGUGUACACAUUCCGUGGAAAGAGAUUCUUCCGCAAGUGGUCGGAGCAAGAGAUGGAUGAUUGGGAUGAGCGUCAAGCCGCAGAAGAGGAUCCUGAGGCUCAUCUCAACCGCCCAUUAACUCGAAGUUCCAUUAAACCUCGUCUUUUGUUCCACAAUGAUAAGACGGAUGAGCAGAUUGAGGAAGAGGAGGCUGUGACUGACGUCGAGGAGAAUGAUGAGGAGCUACAUGUCCCAGAAACUCCAUCUGCGUCUAAGCCAGAACGCGCUUGCACUCCUGAAGCACCCAGGUUUGCUCCCGCUUCACCACCGUCUACUCGACGAGUCACUCGAUCCACCAACAAAUUGCCUGACGAAGGUACUCCUGUCAAGCCGCCUGGAAAGCGAAGCCCCUUCGACUCUUGGCGACGAACCAAGGAAGGUGUCGUUAAAUCACCAUCGCGCAAACGCUCCGCAGACAGCGUCGACACUAGGGAGUCUAAGCGUACCCGCAUCUAAGGAAAUCCCUCCCCGUGCAUAGGCGUCGCAUUUGCUUUCUACUACGGUGUCACAUCUCGGUCAAGUGGCUGCCCCAUGAACUUCAAUAAUUCUGCAUAUGGUUUAAUCCUACUUAUUGCCUUUCAAAGGAACUUCGGACCGGUUUUGGCGUUGGACGGUAUUGGCGCGUUAAAAGGACUAAUAGGCCGACAGGGUCGAUGGCAUGUAUUGCAUUGAGAGACAGCGUUUAUUGUUGAUACCUGCCCUCGAAAGAGGAAGAGAGGAUGGAAGGCCAAGUCUGUUUCGGUUUAUUACAUUUGAGAAGGUUCGGUACGGCUGGUCUGGUUCGCUAAGGGGUUUCCCUCUGGAAGUAUUCGAUUCUGUGAGCCCCGGUUUUUAGGUAGAUUUUUUUUUCAUGAUGUAGUCGAAUAAAAGAAAAGACAAGUUCAUGAUAA
Molecule: messenger RNA, 2073 nt
Organism: Fusarium oxysporum Fo47
Lineage: Eukaryota; Fungi; Ascomycota; Sordariomycetes; Hypocreales; Nectriaceae
Exons: 2
Coding region: 380-1639 (419 amino acids)
Source: RefSeq, a predicted model, not a curated record